GGGCUGAGAGAGAGACACGGCGCGCGCCCCUGGUCGCGCUCAUCCUACCUGUCUGCAGGGGCGAUGGGGGGAGGGACGAGCAGAACACCCGCGAGGCUCCGGCGCCGGCUGCUCCAGCUGCUGCCAAUGAGGAGGCUGAGCGUGCACCUGCUUAGUGCACGAGCCGCCUUCCACGCGGCUCCUGGGGAUGAUGGGGAGGAAGUCCUCCGUCUUGCACAGAGAGCACGAGUCGCGCUCUGUUUCCCGAGGAAGGAUGCGCGCGGCAGGAGCGAACAGAGGUGGCAGCUGCAAAACCAUGCUGUGCCCGAAGCAGGGUCGCUUCAGAACGAGGCUGCCACCACCAAGUCCUUCGCGACCGCUGCAAGAGCGGCAGGCAUGAGAAGGAGGCGCCUAGCCGCUCUAUCCCUCCCCCUUACGCGGGGCGGGGGGGCCCACGCGCCUGUGUGUGUGUGUGUGUGCGCGCCUGUUUGGGAGAAAACGGAUGGAAUCAGAUCGGGUAAAUGUCGUGUUUGCCGAGUUGAUCAAAACAGGCUGCAGCAUUUUGUAAAUUGGAAGCAGGUCAUCACCCAGACUACCAGGCUGCUUACUAAAUGUGAGCUCCUCCAGUACUUAAAAAUGAUAUCCUAUCCCAAAAUUAGGAAUCAGCUGGGCAGAGCAAGAUGCAGCACCCUGGAUAGUUCCCAGUGA
This is a messenger RNA of Hemicordylus capensis (graceful crag lizard), 687 nucleotides long. RefSeq lists its product as uncharacterized. The record is from RefSeq and is a predicted model, not a curated record. Lineage: Eukaryota; Metazoa; Chordata; Lepidosauria; Squamata; Cordylidae. The transcript is spliced from 3 exons. The coding region runs from base 64 to 687 and encodes 207 amino acids.